This is a messenger RNA of Spinacia oleracea (spinach), 1348 nucleotides long. Its product is annotated as dof zinc finger protein DOF1.7. The transcript has a single exon. Gene Ontology annotation, biological process: regulation of DNA-templated transcription. The record is from RefSeq and is a predicted model, not a curated record. Lineage: Eukaryota; Viridiplantae; Streptophyta; Magnoliopsida; Caryophyllales; Amaranthaceae. Gene Ontology annotation, molecular function: DNA-binding transcription factor activity; DNA binding. The coding region runs from base 455 to 1114 and encodes 219 amino acids.
AGUCGGGUGGUCAGUUUCAACGCGGACCGCCAAAGUCCAAAGAUAAGCACUACACAAUUCAUACAUAACAUUAACAUAGCACCCCUCAAAUAUCUUCUUCUGUUUUCUCAUUUUCUCUCUCCUCCAUUUUUGUCUUCUGAAUUUGAUCUUUUUUUUCUUGCAUCCCAUCAUCUUAAGUUGAAACUCCGUAAAUAAAAUCAAAUACAGAGUACCAAGUAUUAUUCGUUCGUAGUUUAAGUUUGUUUUUCAAAUAUUUCCUACUCGUUUUGUCGGGUUUAAUACUUUAAUUUAAAGGUUAAACUAGAAAAAAGUGUUGGUUUGUUUGGCAUGAUCUUUAUUUGUAGAGGUAGAAAACAACUUUUUUGUCCAAAUUUGGGUUUACCCUUUUUGCCACUUGAUAAGAUCGAUCUUCAAAUUUGUUGGGGUUUAUUUCUGAAAGUAACUAAAUACACAAAUGCAAGAUCCAGCAACAACAACAGCAGUAUUUCAACAGUUGAACACGCCACAAUUUCCGGAGCAAGAGCAGCUAAAAUGCCCGCGUUGCGACUCAGCUAAUACCAAAUUCUGCUACUACAACAACUAUAAUCUCUCGCAACCCCGCCAUUUCUGUAAGAGCUGUAAGAGGUACUGGACCAAAGGCGGUUCUCUGAGGAACAUCCCAGUCGGAGGCGGCAGUCGUAAGAACACUAAACGUAUUUCGUCCAAACGUUCUUCAUCUUGUUCUUCAGCUGCGGCUCAGACACUGUCGCCGUCGUCGGGUCUGAUUUCGGAGCACAAACCCGUUUCAACUGUCGGUCAAGAAAUCGAGACGGGUUUUCGCUUUCCAGACCCGGCAGGAGGUGGGGGAGCCGGAGGGAGCUUCACCUCCAUGUUGGGACUCGCUUCGGAGGGACAAUUCGGUUCCUUAUUCCUAGAAAGUUCAGGCCCGAAUGGGUUAAGGUUGGGUCAAGAUGACGAUUCAAGCCGAAACCCGGGUUUGGAACUGCUUCAUGGGAGUGGUGGUUCAGCAUCAGAAGGGUUGUUCAUGAGUGAUCAAUCAUGUAAUUGGGGGACUACUAAUGGCCAUGGCUGGUCUGAUCUUACAAUUUACACUCCAGGUUCUAAAUUCCAGUAAAAAUAAUACACUAGUUUCUAUUUUGGGUGUUUUUUUUUUAAUAUAUAAUUAUAGAAAGAUGAUGAUUUUUCCUUGCUAGGGUUAUGAUUAAUCAUCUAAAAUUAGAGGAGUUAAUUAUUAAAAUUCCUUAUUAGGAAUUAAUUGGUUUUAUGUAUGGUGGGUUUAACUGCAAUUUCUGAUUCUAGAAGCCUAGAAGAUGACAUCUUAUUAUAUUUACACAUAAAAUUCUCUUGA